Messenger RNA from Sinocyclocheilus rhinocerous, 1000 nucleotides. Its product is annotated as apolipoprotein D-like. The record is from RefSeq and is a predicted model, not a curated record. Bases 171 to 737 code for a protein of 188 amino acids. Gene Ontology annotation, cellular component: cytoplasm. The transcript is spliced from 6 exons. Lineage: Eukaryota; Metazoa; Chordata; Actinopteri; Cypriniformes; Cyprinidae. Gene Ontology annotation, biological process: tissue regeneration; lipid transport; response to reactive oxygen species. Gene Ontology annotation, molecular function: lipid binding.
UAUAAAAUAAGUCAAAUAAUUGGUUAUUAACAUGCACAUAUAUCCUCUAGGAAACCUUCUGAAUGUCUUUUACACCUUUAGUUUCAAAGAUGUGGAAAGCUGUGGUGACCCGUUCAUCACUCAACAACACAAGCUUCACACUUGAGACCAAACAGGUUUAAACUGAGAGAAUGCAGGCUCUUCAGGUUCUAUCUCUGACUCCGUCUGUGCUGAUGGUCAGCGCUCAGUCCAUCGGCUCUGGAAAAUGCCCACAGCCUCCUGUUCAGCAAAACUUUGAUCCUACUAGGUACAUGGGCAGAUGGCAUGAGAUCAUGAAGAUUCCAGCCCCGUUCCAGUUAGGAGAGUGUUGCCAGGCCACUUAUACUCUCAGUGACGGUAUUGUCCUGGUUCGAAAUGAUGAGCUUCUUGCUAAUGGCACUAUAAGCUUCAUUGAGGGAACUGCCAAGAUUGCAGAUGCAUCAGAGCCUGCCAAACUUGAAGUCAGCUUCUUUGAAGAUUCUCCUCCUGCCCCCUACUGGGUGCUGGCUACUGAUUAUGACAACUACACCCUGGUUUACUCUUGCUCGGAUUUCGCCGGUCUCUUUCGUGCUGAGUUUUCCUGGAUCAUGAGCAGAACCCACACACUUCCUAAAGAGACCGUCUCUGAGCUGUUAGACAUCCUCAAAUCCCAUGGCAUCAGUACUGAUAGUUUUACUGAGACCGACCAGAGACCGGAGCUGUGCAGCGUUAUGCCUUAAUAGAGCUGCCUUAUAUAAUGAACUACUGUGAGAUGUGUUGUGGUCGAAUUUUUUUUUUUUUAAACAAUAUAAAUGUAAGCUCUUUACAUACAACAUAUUUUCUCAAUCAGUGGUCUGAGGCAGUGAGAAUGUGAAUGCAUCUAUCUGCAAAUUAAAGUUAACAACUAAAGCUUUUAGUUUAAUUUAUGCAUUUCUGAUGUCACUUUUCUUUCUUCAAACAUGUCUACAAAAUACCUACUGUGUGAUAAAUCAGUUGUUCCUUA